AUGUUAUAUAUAUAUAAUUUAAUUUAUAUAAUUUACUGCUUAUUAAAUACUACGUUACGUUUUAAAUAUAUAUUUUAUUUUUUAUUUUUUUAUACCUUAAAUAUAAAGGAAAUUAAUAAAAUUAAAAUUAAAAUGUAUAUAAAAACAAGUUAAGUAUUAUAUAAUAAAAGUUACUUUUUAAUAUAUAUUGUGGGGCGCUGGUAUUCCUUGCGCAAUUUGGCGUUGAAUUUUUUUUUGGAAAAGCGAGCGGUACUUUUGUCCCCCGGGUGUAGUAGCUGUCUGUAUGCCUACCGGGUACCUAUACUCCCUCGUUGCUCU
Molecule: messenger RNA, 318 nt
Organism: Gaeumannomyces tritici R3-111a-1
Lineage: Eukaryota; Fungi; Ascomycota; Sordariomycetes; Magnaporthales; Magnaporthaceae
Exons: 2
Coding region: 1-153 (50 amino acids)
Source: RefSeq, a predicted model, not a curated record